AUGCAGCUACUGGGUUUCCUGAUCGGGGCGCUUGCAGCGGGAGCUCAAGCAGCCUCCACGAGCAAUGUGCCCAAAUUCACUUCCUUUGCGCAGGAUCUCGGGCUGUCCGCAGCCAAUACACGUGCUUUGGCGGCGCGAUAUGCAAAGGCUGACGACUCGGUUGCUAUCUUGAACGUGGCAUGUUUGACUGCGCAGGGUGUGCUUGGCGCUGCAAAUGUUGAUACAUCGCCUCUCAACCAAACUAUUGUGGAUGUAAACUGGUCCGAAUCGUUUGCAGAGCCGCACUGCAUCAUUCAGCCCGAGGAAGCCCAGGACGAUUCUACGGCGGUGAAAGUCAUAGAUUUCUUCCAGGUGAAAUUCGCAGUGCGCAGUGGCGGACACUCGCCGAACCCAGGACGCCUGUCCAGCGAUGGAAAGGUAGCGAGUGUCGGUCCGGGUCUUCGCUGGGGCGAGGUCACGGAGGCAUUGAACUCAGAGACGGCCGUGGUGCUGGGGGGAAGACUGCCCUCGGUGGGAGUCGGUGGUCUUAUUCUCGGAGGAGGGUAUCAUCACCUCUCUACUCGCUAUGGCCUAGCGGCGGACAAUGUGCAUAAUUUCGAGGUUGUUCUGUCAAAUGGAACAAUUGUUGACGCGAAUGCGGAGCAGAACAACGAUCUAUUCCGUGCUCUCAAGGGAGGCGGCCCCAACUUUGGCAUCGUUUCUCGUUACGAUCUAAACACUGUUCCGGUCUAUGAAGUCUGGGCGGAAAUGAGGUAUUAUUCCACCGAUCAAGCUCCCGCCGUCCUGGAUGCCUUGACGGAGUGGCAGCUCAACGGAGCCUCGGAUGUCAAAUCGAUCGUGGCUACGUAG
Molecule: messenger RNA, 849 nt
Organism: Penicillium psychrosexuale
Lineage: Eukaryota; Fungi; Ascomycota; Eurotiomycetes; Eurotiales; Aspergillaceae
Product: FAD-binding oxidoreductase
Exons: 4
Coding region: 1-849 (282 amino acids)
Molecular function (GO): FAD binding
Source: RefSeq, a predicted model, not a curated record